UACCAGGGUUGUAUUGGGAGGGGCAAGGGGGGGGAGAUGCACGUUCUCGGAGACAACCCCAAAAUGCAUAUAUAGUCAUUGACGCCCCUUCUCCUGCACAGAAAGGUAUCCCCAAGAUCGGCUAUCAAACAGCGUCGCGAGCAACUCAGUCGCCGCCAUGCCGUUCUACACUCCAAGCAAGCCAACCUUCGAGGUCGCUGGACGCGACUUCCCGCGCAUUACCUGGUGGAAUGAACCUGGCAUGAGGUCGCUGUACAUCUGCCUUGGUUUCGUCGUCUUGACGUCUGCUACGAACGGUUACGAUGGAUCUCUCAUGAACGGUCUCCAGGCUAUGGAGUCAUGGAGGAGUGAAUUCAAGUCCCCGGACCCGGCCUCCCGUGGUCUCCUCAACGCCAUCAUGUCAGUCGGUUCUAUCUGCGCGCUCCCAGUCGUCCCAUAUACCGCCGAUAUCCUCGGCAGACGUUGGGGUAUCAUUAUUGGCUGCACUAUUAUGAUUCUCGGUGUUGUUCUCCAAUCGAUUGGUAUCAACUUGCAACUCCUUACUGCGUCACGUUUUUUCGUCGGUUUCGGUGUCGCCAUCGCUCACGGAGCUUCCCCUCUUCUUGUUGCAGAGCUUGUCCACCCCCAGCAUCGCGCGAUUUACACCACAAUUUACAACUGUACCUGGUAUUUCGGUAGCAUUGUUGCAUCAUGGACAGCAUUCGGUACAAACAAGCUGGGAGAUACAAAUAAUUGGGCAUGGAGAAUCCCCACCAUCCUCCAGGCCCUGCCGUCCUGCCUCCAAAUGAUCUUUAUCUGGUUCGUACCGGAAUCGCCGCGUUUCCUUAUCGCUAAGGGAAAGCAUGAGCAAGCCCUCAAAGUUCUUGCUGACGUACACGCUCGCGGCAACCAAGACGAUGAGUUGGUGCAGCUCGAGUUCACCGAGAUCACCGAGACCAUCAAGCUGGAGCAAGAGUUCGAGGGUAACGGAUGGAAACAGCUGAUCAGCACCAAGGGCAACCGCCAUCGUCUUAUCAUCCUCAUCUCUCUCGGCUUCUUCUCCCAGUGGUCUGGAAACGGACUCGUGUCCUACUACAUGACCGACGUUUUGAAACUGAUAGGAAUUGAAGACUCCGACAAGCAGCUUGAGAUCAACGGUAUCCUGAAUAUUGUCAACUUCUGCGUCGCCUUGUUCAUGUGCUUCUGGAUUGACAAGCUCGGCCGUCGCCUACUCUUCCUUACUGCAACUGGAGGCAUGCUCGGAGCCUUCAUUAUCUGGACCGCAACUGCAUCAAUUGUCGCCAGGACUGACGAGGAGAACCCAAAUACCAUGGCUGCAAAUGCUGAGAUCGCCUUCAUCUUCAUCUUCUACUGUUUCUACAACAUGGCCUGGUCUGGUCUGCUUGUCGGCUACGCCGUCGAGAUUUUGCCAUACAGUAUCCGUGCCAAGGGUAUGACCGUAAUGUGGCUCGCGAUCGAUCUCUCGCUGUUCUUCAACAGCUACGUCAACCCCGUCGCCCUCGGCAAGCUGGCAUGGAAGUACUACAUCGUGUACGACGUCUGGCUGGCCGUUGAGCUUUUGGUCGUCUACCUCUUCUACGUCGAGACUAGCAACACCGCACUCGAGGAAAUCGUCAAGCACUUCGACGGCGACUCCGCUUUGUUGGGCGGCGCCGUCGCCACCGAGAAGGGCAGGCAGCUGGUUGAGCAGAUCGAAAACUACAGCGCCGCUGGUGGCGAGGAGGGUAUCCACGGCAUGAACCACAUUGACGCGAAGGCGCCAGAGGUCGUAACGGACGAGAAGGCGCUGAACUAGAGCUUGCCAUUGUAGGUGUGCGCUGGUACGCGGCGCCUCUGGUUUGAGACACUGGAUUAAUGGAGCGGUUCUUGGAUUACACUCUUUUGUAUGAUGAUGAUUAGAUAAUUAUAAUUAUGAAACUCAGUAGCGGCGAAUAAAUUUAUUUGAUCCC
Molecule: messenger RNA, 1949 nt
Organism: Pseudogymnoascus verrucosus
Lineage: Eukaryota; Fungi; Ascomycota; Leotiomycetes; Thelebolales; Thelebolaceae
Exons: 4
Coding region: 158-1795 (545 amino acids)
Biological process (GO): carbohydrate transport; transmembrane transport
Cellular component (GO): membrane
Molecular function (GO): carbohydrate:proton symporter activity
Source: RefSeq, a predicted model, not a curated record